Molecule: messenger RNA, 8810 nt
Organism: Mobula hypostoma (lesser devil ray)
Lineage: Eukaryota; Metazoa; Chordata; Chondrichthyes; Myliobatiformes; Myliobatidae
Gene: dnaaf9
Product: dynein axonemal assembly factor 9
Exons: 38
Coding region: 120-3779 (1219 amino acids)
Source: RefSeq, a predicted model, not a curated record
CGCUGUGAGGGAGGUUCGGUACUUUGCUCUCCUCCUCCCCGCACACAAAUACCGUACAAAGAAAUCGGUUGCGCGGGACAAGAACGAACAGACCAAGCACAUCGGACACUUUACGCGACAUGCUGUCGAUGCUGCAGGAAGCCUCGGCGGGUAAAGGCCGCCGAGCGUCUGCGUGGAGGAGCGUCAAGUUCGAGGCUUUCAGCGCGAGCCUGAGUUGCAGCCGUCUUCGGCGAAUUCAGGCGCUCCUGAAUUACAGCAGCAAGCAAAAAUCUGAUGGAAUUCUUUGCAUUCUGGGUAUUGACAGCAGGUAUAAUGAGGGCUGUAGAGAACUGGCAAAUUAUCUGCUGUUCGAUCUGUAUAAUUUGACUAACAUUGAUUCUGAUGUUACUGAUUUGCCAGAAGAAGUGCUUGAUGAUGUAAUCCUACUGAUAAAGCCUGAGAGUGUUCAUCUAUAUUGCAACCCAAUAAAUUAUAACUAUCUUCUGCCUUAUGUGGUAUAUUGGAAAAAUCUACACCUUCAUUGUUUGACAGAAAAAGAAUAUGAAGAUGAAGAGAUGGCAGAAGAAUUUAAAAUUACCAGCUUUGUCAAUAUGGUACAAGACUGUAGCCGAAUUCAAGUUCCAUACAGUUUUCAGGGCCAUGUUCAGAAGUUUGACAUGUUCAUUGUUGAGAAGUGGCCCAUUGUACAAGCAUUUGCCCUGGAAGGAAUUGGAGGAGGGGAGUUUUUUACAAUGAAACAUGAGCUGUUUGAUGCUAGUGAGGAACUUUGGCAAGUGUAUAGCAGCUUGGAUCCAGUUUCUCUGGAAGUCUUGAUCACUGAGGAUUUGACAGCAUUUGAAAAACAGUGGGACAGCUUCUUUUCUAACUUUGAGAAUUCUUCCUCAAUACUGGAACUUUCAGAAGCACAAGCUGGAGAGCCACUUGCCUCCAGAUAUACCUCAUAUAGCUGGAAGAGCAGACAAAUGGGCUGCAAGCUUCUUCCUGGCUUUCAACGCCAGUGCUCUUUCAUGGAUCAAGUAGCAGGAGGCAUGAUGCCUUUUAGAACCUACUUCAGCCAUGGGUUGAUAACAAGUCAAGUUACAGAUAAAAGUUCCUUAUUCAGCACUCAUCAGCAGCCUUUUGUUCUCUUUGGUUGUCACUCAACGAAAGAAAACUUGAACUCAUACAGCUUCACGUUUCCGUCUGAAGGUCACCUUGUUAGAAACACAAACAACAGAGGAGGCACUGCCAGGCAUAUGGUUGUGCAGUGUACAUCUACCAGAGGACCUUUGGCAUGCUCAAGGACGUACUUCUUUGGAAACACUCAUGUACCUUACAUGGCCAAAGACAACAAUCAACGGAAAACUGAUGAGCUAUUGGUGCUGCCACAGAUUUACUUUGCUGUAGUAGAAGCAGUGUUGGCUAGCAUUCAAUGCUACGUAGAAACUCCCAGCAUAAAAAUGGCCAAAGAAAUGGCUGAAGAUGUUUUUCUCUCAACAUUGGAUUGUUAUGGUCUUGGUCACUAUAAAGCUAUCCUAAGAUCAAAAUUGUCCUUUCAGAUUGAAGCUGUGAAUAGCCAGGCAAGAAUCAUCCCAUUGGAAAGCCAUUUAAGCAAAUUCCUCAUUAAAACCGCAUCAAUGACUGUUUAUGACAUUCCAGAUCUAACAGGAGCAAAAGGGACUCUAGGAUCAAUAGUUUUCUCUGAAUCAUUCAUAGAAUCUAAGAUAUUUGUGAAAGAAAAGGAUGGCUCUAUGUCUACAGACAGCAGCUACCUGAUUCUGUCAGCAACUGUGCCUCGAUACAUUUCUUGGAUGGUUGAAGAUGCUGAGGUGAAACUGUCAGAAGAAGCACAGCAGAUACUAAAGCUAGAAAAACAUUUAUUGGGUGCCUUGCUCUUAGGAGGAGACUCUGCUUAUCUUUAUUCUGGCAGUCCAGUUGCUAGACCAGAAGAAGGUAAACUGUUCAUCUUUUCUGAAGGCAUCUUAUUUAUUCAUCCUCGCUCUGGAAGCAUGACAAUUUCAAAGAAUCAUGUGGCUGCGUUGAAGUAUUAUGAUGGGAAUUCUCCAGGUGUGGUUGCUAUCCUUAUCAUUGAAUACAAGAAAUCGUUGCUUCCCCAUCUGCCCAUUCAUUUACACACAGCCUCAAAUUGCCUAAUGUUUGCACUUAUGCCAGGCUCGAAACUUUAUAAAUCCUUUUACUCCCAGGUGAUGUCUACAUGGCAAAAGAUGGGAAAAUCUGGAAUUGCACUGAAGGUCUGUCAGAGGGACCAAUUAUCGGAGGAACAGAAAAAAUUACAUUGCAAUCUGGAAAAGGUUUAUGAAGUCCAAUCCAGAGCAAGAGAUGAAGGAUGGAGCCAUUUAAAAAGAUUCAGUGCUGAUAUACCAGGACUUGAUGAGUUUUUACAGCAUUUUGCUGUAAGUAGUGUGAGCCAUGAGCCAGUCAGAAGAUUUGAUCUGCCUAUAUUGCUACAGGAGCCAACUUUGUCGUCUUCAGUAGGCGAAGAUCAGAAAAAGAUUGUGAUCACAAUUAUUGCAGGACUGCCUGGCAGUUACAAAGAAGAACUUUGUACUUAUAUUGUUAACCUGAGUCAAGAACAUGGAAGGUGGUCAGUUUACCGACAGAUGCCAGAUAAUUGUGAGCCAUUCAGUUACAGUCAGAUCCACCGUUUUCUUUCAAGUGUUCUAGAAGCACAGAGAAAUAGAACUGUUCGCCAGUCUGUGUACUCACGAAAGAAAGUGAGAUUACUGAUUGUCACACCAGGAUACACGGAUGUGAUUGAUGUUGUGCAAGCUAUCCAGAUGCAUCCAGACCCUGAGGUUCAGUCUUCAUUUGUCAUUGGUGCUGUCACCACCUGCAUUGACCCACAGUGCUCAACUAUGGAACACAGGUUACUUUUCCCAAAGCUUUUGGAUCAUUGCUCUCAAGGAGUGGUUAGUAAUGUAGUUUUCACAAGCUUGACCUCCGAGCAAAGGCAUCCGCUCUUGGUGCAUCUGCAGAAGUUGAUUCGUGCAGCAAACCCCAGAGUUGCAUUCAUUCUAGCAGAAAAGGGAGCAGUGACAAGGAAUGCUGAUAUUGAAAUGAUUCUGUCUGAAAGCAGUUUCUCAGAACCCUUCAUGUUGAGAACACGUUAUUUGACGUUUCCUGGCUGGUGGAAUGGCAAAUUCAGAUCAGGACCAGUUUUCCCACAAAUGACUCAGAUCUGCAUUCGGUUCAACCGUCCACUUGAUAAGGCCCGAUUUGUGACUAAGUGUAAAGCACUGAGGAACACGUUGAAAUCAAGUCCUUUCUGUGGAAAUGUUUAUCAUAUUCAAGCACAGCUGAAAUUUUCAGAUUCUGAAAAAACAUUUGAAAUUUGCCACAACACCCAGACUAAUAUAUUCUCUGCACAACCCUUGGAAGACGGCCCUUCACCACCUCCUUUGCAAGGUGAUGGGAGGACUAAUGGGAAGAUUCUUGAUUAUUUUGUUGUAUUCAUUGGCUGCAUGCUAAAAGAGGAGACAAUGAAAGACUGGCUGCGACAGUGCGCAAGACAGAAACUACUGAAGAAGCCUUUCAGGACAUUAGAAACCCUCACCAAGCAAGAAAUUAAAAAUAUCCAUGUGAAACGUCAUUUAGAGCUACCGCCACCUGGUUGGUUUUAUAAUGGGAACCAGUUUGUAAACUUCUUUGGUGAGAAGAGAGACUAUCAUCCAUUGAUGGACACAUUCAUAGAAGAUUACCUGUCCGAGGUCAACAAAGACAUUGAGAAAUACAAUGCAGAAAUUGAAAAACAAGAGAGUCAAGAUCUCUUUGAACCGUAAAUAUUGGUAUAGUCUGAUGUGCAUUAUAUUCAACAGCACAACAGAUCACUGAUAAAUGAACAAGUUGUUCAAAGCUGAAUUAGAUCGGUAAAACACCAAGCUUUUUCCUUGUGCAUUGAUGUGUCUUAAAAUGUUACUAAAAAGUUUCAAGUAAGAAACCUGUAGGAAUUUACAAAUGUUUAUACCGCCAAUCAAAUGUUCAGAUGGAGUUUUCCAUUGUUCAUAUAACUGUUGAGGGCAAGCUGCAAAGGGAAUUAGAAUUGAUGAAAUUCCCAGUUCAGCUUUACACAAGGGGUCACAUUUAACCCAACAAAAUAUAAAACUCGACACUUUAUUAAAGUUUCAAGCUGCUUGAAAUGAACACAGCUUGACCAACAAGUUAUUUGCAUUUUUUCAAUUUGUUUUUUUUUUGUGAUUCUGGAAUUAGAAUUGUGUCUGAUCUUCGCAGUCUUAUAAUUUGUGAAAGAUAAGGUGGCACAAUUACUCCACAUGACUGGUCCAUGUAAUUUAGUACAAAAUCCUCCAUAAAUUCUUUAGUUCAUAAGAGAAUUAACAAAGUUGUAAGUCGUAGUUUGGCAACGGUGUCUGUAGAUCAUAAGCUUGACUAAACAAUAAGGCAUGUUUUGCUUCAGCUAUUGUCUACAGUUUUAGCACCAUAUUCAUGAACCUUUGUGUCAUAUGGGAAAGAGUAUUGAAUUGGCAUGUUAAAUUUAAAGUCCUAUGUGAUUUGUUUUUUGAUCAAAGUAUUUUUAUUAACAAAGAAAAAUAGCAUUUGCACAUAACAGUGCAAAAUUGUCUGCAUCUUCCACUUUACUUCUAUCUCAUCUUGCCCAACACUCAGGUGUUAUGGCCAAAAAUGAUUAGUUUAUGCUGGGAAAGUAAAUGAAAGAGGUUGGUGAAAUGGAUUAUCUUAGUGUGGAGGUAAUGUUGAUCAGAUUUUUUUUUGGCUAGCAACCAGUUAUUCUGUUGAAUAAGGUUUAGAAUAUAUUAAUAACAACUAAUAGCUGUAUUUCUAUUCACAGUUCAGAACUUCUCCUAGCUUUUGGAAUCCCUGGAAGUGUAGUAACUUGUAAAAUUCUUUAAAAGAUAAUUUUCCCCAUAUAUAACAUGUUAUUUAUGAAGCAUGAAAUAAUGGUGGAACAAAGCAAAUGCUAGAUUUCAUGAACUUUACAUACAGAGAGAUAGAAAUUGGACAAGCAACUAGAGAAACCAGGUACAGAUAAGCAAUUGGAUUGGUGAAAUAACAAAUAUUUCAAAGUCAUGUGAAAAUUAUGUUUCUGACCUAUUCUCUGCAAGUAAUAUGAAUAGUAUUGUGGAUAGUGGCCAUUUCAGCUGCAAAUGAGGUAUUCAGGCUAAUUUGUUCAACUUUGUUCUAUAUUUACACAAUUCCUUUAAAAAUGUGAAAAAAGAAAAUGUUUUGGCUGCACUUUGUAUUUUGUAGCUUACGUAAGUCAGCUACACUAAUCUAGUUAGCAUUUUGGUUCCCACAGUUUGGAGUUUACAAAGUCUAAUAUUUGUUCCUAAGCAAGCCCUAAUCUGUUCUAGAUGAAGCUUGUAAAACUGCUAUGCAUCGUGUCAGAUAAUGCACUUAAGUACUGAUGGUACUCCACGGGUGAGUAACAUGACUACAUCAUGUAGCCUGAUACUCUGUCUGCAACAGUGGUUUUAUUCAUUUAUUUGGCUCAGCUGUACACAGUUAAGUUUUGAUUAGAACUAUACAAGUAGACAGAGCAUUACCUUCCAUUUUAAUCCCAGAAUCAAACAGCUGACAUUUAUUACUGGAAAGUUUGAUAAAUAUACGGGAUUUUUAAAGCUUUGCCGGUUCGGUAAGUAAUUAUGGAUAGAUUUUGAAAUAAUACAAGAAUUAAUUGAUCUUUUAGCUAACACCGGAGUCCAAGAAUUAAGAUGUAAACUGAUCCAUCUGGACCACAUAUUUCCCUUAAUCUAAAAUAUUUACCAUACAGGGAAUAAGUAUUACAUUUUAUUUAUCCUUUUUAUUGCUUAAAUAGAUAAUGAGUCUUCCUGAAUUCAAUAUGCAUCUGACUCUGGGUGGGCUUGGGCUCUUGAUUAUGCAUGUAAAUCAUCUAUAUGCAUGAAAGAGUGUAAAUUACGCAAAUCUUAAUUUAAAAAGUAAGCACAUUCAAGGGGAAUGGCUAUCAGUGUAGGAUCAUGCUGCCACUUGCUUUAAUAUUCUAGAUGAGGGUACCAAAAAUGUGCAAAGACUUGGUUACAGACCGUCAUUGGUCUUCCUUAAGUCAGGACACUUAAAUAUAAGUGAAGUGCUGCUCCUUCAGUAUUUUGUUAAUUUAAAUGAAAUGCCAGCCAAGUAACUUUUCCAUAAAAUUUAGAAUAUGUAUAGGAUGUGCAAUUUUAAAUUAGGUAACAGUUGACUCCCAAUUGCUCUAGAAAUUUCAAACAUUAAAUCACUUAAUAAAAAAUAUUCCCUCAUCUGUUAAGUUGGAAUGCUGCACCGCAAUUCUCGAAGAGACUGUGUUACUCCGCUGUGGUGUAGCCUUCCAUACUUUAACAUUAAAAAAAAGUUCACGUAACCAAGGUUAACGCAAAUUUUAGCAUAGAUGAUAGCAUGCCUAUCACUAACAUAUAGUCAAUAACUUAGGUACUCGGUAUUCUUCAUGUUUUGCUGCAUCAAUACGAUGAAGAAUGCUUCCAGCUUUGUUUCUAAAUAUAUAUUGGUACAAUAAAGGUUAAUUAAUGUCAAUGGAGAACUAAGCAGAGGGAGCAUUUUGUCAGCAUAAUAAGUGAAUGGCAGUUUAUCAGUCCAAGCAGUUCAUAGUUAGAUUUAAAAGUAGGUGACUGUAGAAAUGUUUUGUAGCCUUCCCCAAAAAGUAGACUUUACAGCUAUGCUGUGUUAAUAUUUAGAUGGGUUUGUGUGUUUGUUUAGCACUAUAGCCACAUUUAUUAUUAACUUGCUGGGACAGCAAAAAAAAAAGUAGUUUUUGUGAGUUGUGAUGGAUGACUUCAACAGUUGUAAACUGAGAUGCACUGUAAAAAAAAGCAAAAAUAUUUUUAAAGCUUUACACUGUUUUCUAGGUUGAAGCUAUAAAAUGACAGCUUCACCAUGAUUUGCGGAGGGAUGUAUGUCAUCAUUAAUUGGAGAAGUAAAUACCAUGCAGGAUAAUUAAGACUAUCCAGAAGAGAUCAUUACCAUGCUGUAAUAAAUCAAUUAUAUGAUUUAAUCUAAAUUUUGGGUUCAUCAAAAUAGAGGCAUGGGAUCAGUCAAGUUCACAGUUGAAAACAGAUGUAUGAUUUUACAGGGUUUUGGAAAGGUCGUCGAUCAUAAUCAAAUGAAUAGUUAAGAUGCUUACACUAAAAUGGAGUCUUAUAUUAGGCUACAUUAACAUGUUAGUUUAACAUCAAUGACUACUGUGAUGAUAGAGGCUAGAAGAUGGUUGGUACAUUAUAUAGCCAGCAAUUGUAUUUUGUAGCAUAUUAAAAAUAGAUUCACUGUGAACUUUUUCACCACACUUAGUCCUUUACCAGUAAGAAAAAUUAUGAAUGCUCCAUAUUUAGGCUGUUGGUUAGUUUCCUGCAGCAUAAAAUUGCAAGACGUUCUUACCUGUACUCCUACAAGUGCAAGAUAAGUUAUUGUAAGUUCUAUUUAUGGUCUAUCAAUUAAUUAAUGGUAACUUAAAAGAAGACUAAUGUGCAUGAUAUGUCAAAUCAUAUUUGCAUUAUAGGAGACAGGAACCCAUUUACAAUUCAACUCAGAAUACCAGAAGCCCAUAUGCAAGCACUAUUAGCAUGUUGGAACAUCCAUAGAUAUAUAUGGUAUAAUUUUAAUGUAACAGACUUUUUCUAAAAUCUCAUUUGAUAUCUAAAGGAUUUUUAAUCCUUGGAUAUUUGAAUGGGAAGUUAUUUUUUAAAAAAGUGUAAGAUGUAUUAGCAGGUGUUUUGAUAAAAGAUGACUGGGUGAUUUUUUUACUCACAAUUAAAACCAAAGUAAGAUUCGUAGUCUGGAGAUAUUUUGGACUUCUGUAGUUUCUGAGGUUAUUGGAUGUUUCUGUAAGAUAAUUGAAUUCAAAGCUCCAUUGAAGUAAUUGGAUCCUUCAAUUACUUAAAGAAACAUUUUCUUUCAUUGAGAUGCUUUACAUUUCUGGGCCUCAGUAAAUUGAAAUUUAAGGCUUGCUAUUAAAAGGCUGGUGUUGGUGAAAGGGACUUGAUAUCAAAGGAACAGAGUAUUAAAGAAAAUCUAAAUGCCAAGCAGGUGUUAUGAUGUUAAACUAUUAGCAGGCCUUAACAGUGUGCUUGCAUUUUUAUUGUUGAAAGAGUGUCUUGUACUGGUCGCUGAAGUUACGGGACAUAUUUGUUGAUAGGGACACUGCAACUUAAAUUACCCUACAUUCCCUUAACCUGAGGGUUAAUUUAAGUAAUUGUUUAAUUGUUCCUAUUUGGAAUUCUAAUAGUAUUUGCACAUAAUUAAUUCAAUUAAAGAAUUGGUAUUCAGAUAAAAGGGAGCAAUUUUAUUUGUUGAUUACUGACUUUACUGUAAUUUGCUACAACUUGUGAUGUGAUUUUAAAUAUCAGAUUGUUAACAAAAUAACUUACCUCAUAACAUAAAUUGAAAGAUACAAUGGAUUUUUAGGCAAUUACUUGUUAAAUUUUUCAAAAGUAUUUCUUCAUAUAAAUGAAGAGUCAAUUCAGGAAUUUAUUUGUCUGACUUGAAAGUGUGCCAAAUUUAUCAUUUUCAUACUAACUUUAACCACUUUAGUUUGUUUUUGGAUGGGAGUAAUGUCUUUAAAUUAAAAACAUUGAAUUAUAUUUGCACAACACUACUGUAACUUCAGUUAAACUGGUUUUGUGUGUGACUGAAGCUUUUUUGCAUAUCUUGUAUUUAUUACACUGCAAAAAUAUAAUUAAUCCAAUAAAGUGUAUAGGAUAAUGAUUAGUUUUUCCAUUUAUUUUUGUAUUUGUUCAUGUGUUUUUACCUGUAGUUGUGUGAUGUUUUGCAAUUUUUCACAUAAUUUCCAGCAAUUGCUUUCCAAUUCAACAUUCAAUAAAGUUUAUGUUUCA